This is a messenger RNA of Centropristis striata (black sea bass), 5718 nucleotides long. RefSeq names its product choline kinase alpha (gene chka). The transcript is spliced from 12 exons. Gene Ontology annotation, cellular component: cytoplasm. Lineage: Eukaryota; Metazoa; Chordata; Actinopteri; Perciformes; Serranidae. Gene Ontology annotation, biological process: CDP-choline pathway; phosphatidylethanolamine biosynthetic process. Gene Ontology annotation, molecular function: ethanolamine kinase activity; choline kinase activity. Bases 297 to 1592 code for a protein of 431 amino acids. The record is from RefSeq and is a predicted model, not a curated record.
UUAUUCAUUCCUUGCCAGUAAGCGGAACGUUUAACGUUUAACUGCUUGUCUCCGAGACCAGCCAAACUUCUCAUCAACGCCAGAGCGACACUUCGCAUUUGACCAACGAGAAAAAUAAAGAAAAGAAUCUAACUACAACACUCUUUCCUUCAUAAAUUAACAGAGAGAGAAAAAGACAUUUGUAGACGGAAAUAAAUCCUCCUGCGACACAACCCAAAGAAUACUUAGCUUAGUCGCGCCGUGGGGUGUUCAACUCUGUUAUUUAUCUUUUGUUUCCCUUUUUUUGACAAACAAAGAUGAAAACCAAAUUUAUCAACGGGGUUUCUUCUUCCCCCACCCUGUCACUGGGUCUGCUGGUGACCGAGAACGCCCUGCAGGUCCAGCCAGACACCGUGGAGGACUGCAAGGAGCUGGUCCGUCCAGACCAGCCCGACAUGGACACUCAGCGCAAGGCUUAUCUGUGGUGCAGAGAGUUCCUCCACGGAGCCUGGAAAAGCCUGUCUGAGGACGAUUUCAAUAUCACCAUCAUAAGGGGUGGUCUAAGCAACAAGCUGUUCCUAUGCAGCCUCCCUGACAGCCUGGAUACUGUUGGGGACGAGCCCAGGAACGUCCUGCUGCGACUCUAUGGGGCCAUCCUGCAGGUGGGAGCCAUAACUCUGUUUUUACAGUACAAACAGAGAAUGUCCUGUAAUAAAGGAGAUUCCCGACAGUCAAACAAAGAAAAUCACUUCCAAGGGGCGGAGGCCAUGGUCUUGGAGAGUGUGAUGUUUGCUAUCUUGGCGGAGAGGGAGCUGGGCCCUAAACUCUAUGGUAUUUUCCCUCAGGGCAGGCUGGAGCAGUAUGUCCCUAGUCGUAAACUGGACACCUGUGAGUUGGGCGACCCCAGCAUCUCAGCAGAGGUUGCAGAGAAGAUGGCGAAGUUUCAUGGAAUGAGGAUGCCCUUCAACAAAGAGCCAAAGUGGCUGUUUGGAACCAUGAACAAGUAUCUGAACCAAGUGAUGAGGCUGAACUUCACCAGAGAGUCCCACCUGCGUCGCUUCAACCGUCUGCUCAGCUACAACCUGCCGCAGGAGAUGGAUAUGCUCAAGUCUCUGCUGGAGUCCACCCACUCUCCGGUAGUUUUCUGCCACAAUGACUGUCAAGAAGGAAACGUCCUACUGCUAAAGGGCCGCCAGAGCUCAGACAAACAGAAGCUGAUGCUCAUUGACUUUGAGUACAGCAGCUACAAUUAUAGGGGAUUCGAUAUUGGCAAUCAUUUCUGUGAAUGGAUGUACGACUACACCUGUGAGGAGUUUCCUUUCUUCAAAGUUAACGCCCAGGCCUAUCCUUCAAAGGCCCAGCAGCUGCACUUUAUUGAAAGCUACCUGCGUGAGUCUGAUCAAGGCUUUGACAACCUGAGUGAAGAGGACCAAAUGAAACUGAAGCAGGAGCUUUAUGUGGAGGUCAACAGGUUCGCCCUGGCGUCUCACUUUUUUUGGGGCUUGUGGUCGGUCAUCCAGGCCCGGCUCUCCACCAUCAAGUUUGGAUACCUGGAGUAUGCCCAGGCCAGAUUCGAUGCCUACUUCCAGCAGAAGAAGAUCUGGGCUGUCUAAUGGAGUGAUGUAAUGAUUGGAUGGACUGACAACAGGUUCAGCUGAACGGCAGGAGGAGGACAUGCAGGCAGAUAAAGACUCCGCCAUCCACGCUUUACAUAUACUCCCUGCCUUGAGAGGAUUUGCUGGCUGCUGUUGGUAUUUUGUUGACCAAAGCCAAAACCUGAUCGUGCGGCUAGGUGCUUAAGGUACGCCCCACAAUCCAUUGCAGCUCAAAGUUUACACUAUGUAACUCCCUGAGAGCCAAAAAAAGAAAAAAAGCUGACCGUCAUCACUGGUCAGAAGUGCUCUCUGCUUCUGCCUUGCUCCAACCAUAUCACUAACUUGACGGUUAGGUUCUGAGCAGAAGAGAGGUGGAUUUUGGUUACAGCUAGAUUUGAAAUGUUAACAUUGCAUCAAUGUAUAUGUAUUGAACAUUCCCUUAUGGAAAUAUUCUGUGGGAAAUAUCUAAAAUGUGAACUUCUCUUGGUGGAUUCCUGCUUACUCAAGCCAGUUGCUACCUAUGUAUAUUAUAUAUAGACCUCAAUGUGCCAGUAAGCUUGCCCUGUCUAGUACUGAUGGGCUGACUUGUUGGCUGGUGGAGUCGUGACUUGGUCAGAUUGACACUUCUAGAUAUUACACAUCUGCUGUUUUUUCCAUUUUCUUUUUGAAAUGGUUGUAUUUGACAUUUUCGUCAGGCCACGGCAAAUACAGUCGUGGUGUUUUUUUCAAGUAUUUGAAUGGUUGAGGUUCCUCUUCCUGGGUGGCUGGUUCAAUCUAAAUAAUCAAAGAUAUCAAACAUCAGGUAUUUCUGUUAAAAUUAGGUCUGGUUCGUUAUGGGCAUUUAAAUGGAUUAACUCUUGAGUUUUCCUAAACCCUUAAUUUUGUAGGGACAGACAUUGAAACCUGUGACAGAUUCACAUCUCUGUAACAUCUGAAUUAGCCAAAAACACAUUUCAGCCAUGCUUUAAAAGCCCAGGAAAGGGUUUCUAAACUUUCAUUUGGAUACUAGGGAGCUAACUGACCUUUUUCUUGUUUUUUUACUUUUAUAUAUUAUCACUGCAUUGAGAAAAACGUCACACAGUAUGUAUGGCAAUGGUUCCUUGUUGUGGUAAUGGAUUCUUUGUUGACUGUUUGGUGCCAAGUUGCCUCAUCAUCAUCAUACCCAUAAUCCAGAAUAAUGAGACAGUCUGUCACAUCACAUUACAGGUGAAGUUUGCAUGGAUUACUUUUUAAGACAAGUUGUAGCUGCACAACUGUACACUUACUGUUAAUGGGGCACUUAAUAUAUACGGCUUUGACUGCAUCGAUCGGUGCAGAAGAAACUUUCAUCACCUGUCAAACUCACACACACACAUAUUGGCUCACAUUAAGGCCAUUGUCUACUGUAGCAUUGUAAGUCCUAUUUAAUGCACACGUAACAAAGGAAUUCAGCACUGGAAGAGUAGAUAACUGUGCAGUGUGUGCAUCAGGCUUUUAGGCUGUCUCACAUGCAGUGAGAUAAUAGUUAAAGAAUGUUAAAAAUGGUCAGAUGGAAAACUGUGACUGUGUCCUGCUGUCUGUCAUCCAAACAUCCAAACCGAGACUGGCUCGAUUCUACCUCACCUAUCAAGUCAUAAUAGGUGCACCAACCAUGCUCUCAUCCACAGAUAGACAGAUUCAUCAACUGAUUAUAAAACAGCCUCCACUUUGCCUUCAAAUGACACCUUGAUAUCUUUUGUGAAAAGAAGUUGGCACACUUCCUCUUUUCACUCUAAUCGGAAGUGUUGGCAGCAAAGCUUUCCAUCCUAGAAAUCUAUUUUCAUACUGCACAUCUUGGAAGGGUGCAGUACCCAGCCAGUAACAGAGUGUAAUUGACCUUUCACUAAGCCCAUCUCUUUAGUUAGUGUGGCUGGUACCCCUAUCAAGCUUUCUAUUGUAACGCAGCACUUAUGCAGUUUACAAUCAAAAUGGUAGAUUUACUCGACUUUCAUAGUCAUUUUAAAAACAAUAGGUUCCUGAUAGGCAAAACCAGUCGCUCACAACUGUGGCUGACAGAUUUUGGAUAAUUCAGCUAAUUUAAGAUAAUGGGGAGAUACGACACACUCCAUAUGCUAGUUGUAAAUCUGUUCUGAUUUGUGGUUUGUAAAAAUACUUAAGAAAUUACAUCAUUCUUCAAACUGUUUUAAUGCAGAGCAUCACCCACUACAACCCCAUGCACAAAGAUACAAUCCAAAGCUGGGUGGGCCUGCUGCUAUACGUAGCUACAGCCAGUGGUGGAAAAGUAUUCAAAUCUCUUACUUCAGUAAAAGCACUAAUACCACACUGUGAAAUUACUCCACUACAAGUAAAAGUCCUGCAUUCAAAACUUACUGAAGUGAAAGAACAAAAGUAUCAGCAACAAAAUGUACUUAAAGUAUCAAAAAUUAAAGUACUUGCUAUGCAGAAUGGACACACACUGUUUUAUAUUUUCUAAAUAUAUUAUUAGAUUUAUUAUAUUAGAUUAUUGAUGCAUUUAUGUAAGCAGCAUUUUAAUUUUCUCAAAAUAGGGCUCAUUUUAACUACUUAAUAUACUGUUAUGAAAUUUAAUUUUUUUCAAAAGUCUGAUAACUUUAAAUAGAUCUUUCUUUACUUCUAUGUUUAAUCUCGACCUGAAAAGUAACUAAAGCUGUCAGCUAAAUUUAGUGGAGUAAAAAGUACAAUAUUUGCCUCUAAAAUGUAGUGAAGUAGAAGUAUAAAGUUAAAUAUGUGGAAAUACUCAAGUAAAGUACAUCAAACUUGUAUUUAAGAACAGUACUUCAGUAAAUGUACUUAGUUACAUUCCACCACUGGCUGUAGCUGCUAAGCCAUGAAGGGACAAUCACUGUUUGGGAUUUGGGUUUAGCGAAAGUCAAUGGAAAAGCUAAAUUUGGGCUCUAGGUAGUUUUAUGUAAUACUGCAUGGAAACACUUUAGCUAAUGCUUGUUUGCCAUAGAAAGUAUGAUUGACAAAUGGAAAAAGGCUGACUUGCAUAUAAGUCCAUCAAUGUACCAUCAUGUAUACAUGUGGGUAUAUUCACUGUCUGCAUUACCCCGUAUACACUGAUCUGCAGCCUACAUGAGCUGAGGGAACUGAACUGGAUCAUGAAACUAAACAUCACACUAGUCACCUUAUACUGGAACGUCCAGAGGUGUUUUGAAUGUCUACUGUGGCACUUUUGAUCUGAGGACCAGAACCCCCCCACAAAAUACAGUAUGUAUGUACUUGAGUAUAUGAGUGUUAAAAAUUGGGGGUUAUGAACUGUGACUGUUGUUGAAAUGUUAGUUUUAUUUUAUAUGCAAUUGUAUUUUAUUGUGUUAUAUUUCCUUUGGAAUGUGUUCUAUAUACAGUUUUUAAAUUAAUUUUUGAUAUACAAUGGGACUCUGUAUGCACCAGCAGAAUGUGCAGUAGAUUAUACUGGAGGACUAUUAAAGUUUAAAAGUGUUACUGCUGCAUCCCUGUGUAGCAAUAGUCUUUACUUUCUUUUUUUCAGUACCAUUCAGUGGCUCAUUCAUAACAUAACCUGAAUUUGUAUUGAUUUGUUGUUCUUUAAUGAUUUAAAUGUAUUUUGCCUGACCAAUACGUGCUAUUUCUGUCUCAAUUUUCUUGUCCCUUUACAUAAUUUUAUAUAUUUGUUAAGUGGGCACCAUGAUCUGUAACUAUAGUGCAUUCUAUAAUUGUUUCUUUGUUUUCAGUACACUUGACCAAAAGAACUAUCUUGAUCUAAUUAGUUAUUUCAAUAAAAUUGUAAUUUGUCCCCAGUAGAGAACAAACACCCUUACUUCUAUACUUCAUAUAAUGUAUGUAAUAUUUACUAAAAAUAAUAUGCUAAAAAAAUAUCCAAAUAUAAUGAAUGACAAACUUGUACCACAUCAUUCUCAUGAAUGUACUGUGUUAAUGUAAUAUUCUUAUUUUUCGUUUAAAAACAAAACAUUCUGUGCUGUGAUAGCAUUCACAACUACACUUUCAUGUGACUUACAGUGAUGACCAUUGCUAUCUAUGCAGCUAUACUGAAUGCAUAUGUACACAUAAAAAUACACUUUUUAUUCAAGGAGAUUUUGGGUGAACUGCUGCAGCAUAGAAAUUACAUUGGCUGUAAAUGUACUGUUUUGCUUUGCACAAACAAACAAUAAAGAGAAAAUGAAAUGAC